UAGCAUUUUCAAAAAUUUACUGUAAUACCAGAAGUUAUUUUUAUUUUAACAAAAAAAAGGGUUGCAUAAUCGCCAGCUAGCAUGAGUAACAAAGCUCAUCGGGUUGCUGUGGCAUUCACGGAUGUUUCACGCAAGUCGGCCAUUUAUGCAGACAGUCGCUUCGACAGCGACGUCAAGAUCCUCGACAAUCACGCCCUGUUGCUCCGCUUGAACAACAAUCAGCAGACCAGGAAGGUGGGGUCUCUGCCGGCCCGCUACUUUCGCCAUUUGGAGUUCGAUGCCGUGGGCUAUGAGUACGAGCCCCACAUGGUGUCUGAGACGACCGACCUGCUGGACGAGAUGUUUCGCACCAAACAGAACAGCAGUUUCGUGCGAUUUAUCGUGCCGCGCAUCAACAAUUUGAACCUGCUAAGGCGCAUCCUUGUGGCCGACGUCGACAAGAUUAUGACGUCGAUGCGCUGUCGCAUUAAAUCCAUUACUCUCGAGUACUACGAUGUGCGAAAGUUUGACAUGGUCAACAUGCUGGCCGAAGGGGCUUCGCGGGCCCGGUCCCCGUCGAUGCGUCGCACGCUGCAGGCCAUUACCAGUCGGACUAUGCAGUCGACACGCGAGCUCUUCCAGUGGCUGGUCACGGAGUAUAGCGCGCUGCGGGGCCGUAGCAUCGGGGAUGACUUCAUCGACGUCGAAUUCGUUUACAGCGAUUGCAAUCUGAGGCUCCACCAAGUCCAUCUCGCCCUAUUCCAGGUCUUUGGCUGUGAUACGCGCACCGAUGUGGCCAGUCUCUUUGAGACGCUGGCCUCGGGCAAGAACCUGAACAGAACGCUGCUCACCGAUUGCAUCAAGGAGUGCUUUGACUUUAAGCGUCCGUUGCGCGCGUUGCUGCUGUUCGAGAUGCCACUGAAUCGGGAGCGCGACUGCCCCGAAUGGAUGCGCAAAAUGCUGCGACUGGCCGACUCCGCGUACACGAACAUAAGCAAGGCACUGGACAUGUGCUCCGAUGUGGUAAUAGCUGCACCGAAGCAGUCCCUGCUAAGUGUAUGCAAGACGGGGCGGUCCGCAUCCUCUGAUCCUGUGCGACCAGUAUCGCAGCUGAAGUCGAGGAUGAUCAGCCAGUAUAAGCCAGUUGCUCCUACAAUUGCAGAACUACCGCCAGCCACAAGCACCUACGACCUGGAGCGCUGGUACAAGGAAAUCGACAACAAGGUGAGCGAGGUGCGUCACAGCAUGGACAAGUUCUACAUGGCCAUGUACGAGAACAAGUCGCUGCAGAUGUGCAAUCAGCUCAGGUAUGCGGAAGGGGGCCAGGACGAGGACAAUGAGUGCCACGGCGACAGCCAAUCCGUGCACAGCAAGGCCUCUCACGAGGCGGACGCGCGGGAUCAGUACAAUGAGGACUUGGCCAACUUCAGACGCCUCGAGAGCGAGGUGGAGCACUCCUGCUUCGCAUCCACUCUGAAAGUCUAUGUGGCCAAGAAGAGCUACGAGCUGGCCAAGGCCGAAAAGGAGCUCAAGCAGCGUGAGAUCGACAAUCUGCGUCUAAACGUAAUUAGUUGCAUCAAAAUGGAAACGCUGUGAACUCGGAGCUGCCAUUGAUCCAUUGGCUCCGGCACGGGCACGGGCACGGUCACUCGCUCAGUUGAGGAUUAGAGCACGUGCAGGGGCCAAGGGGAGUGUGGCUGCUCCAGACACCCACAAGCGUACUGUGUGGUUAGUUUCUGGAAAUGAAUCUUAAACAUGACUCUGUUCAAUAUCUUUCGUGUAUCGUACUUCCGGCUUUGGGGCGCACGUUUUGAGAAAUAAAUCAACUUGAUGGAUUUUGCUCGUACAA
Messenger RNA from Scaptodrosophila lebanonensis, 1828 nucleotides. RefSeq lists its product as uncharacterized. Bases 82 to 1575 code for a protein of 497 amino acids. The transcript has a single exon. NCBI's taxonomy places the organism in Eukaryota, Metazoa, Arthropoda, Insecta, Diptera, Drosophilidae. The record is from RefSeq and is a predicted model, not a curated record.